Macadamia integrifolia is the source of this 639-nucleotide messenger RNA. RefSeq lists its product as uncharacterized. Bases 1 to 639 code for a protein of 212 amino acids. The record is from RefSeq and is a predicted model, not a curated record. The transcript has a single exon. NCBI's taxonomy places the organism in Eukaryota, Viridiplantae, Streptophyta, Magnoliopsida, Proteales, Proteaceae.
AUGGAACCGAGUCCACCGGCGACAGUAGCGAAGAAACUCUGGAAUAUCGUACGGAUAGUGUUCUUUAUGGUUAGGAAAGGCAUCUCAAAGCGCAAACUGAUGAUGGAUCUCCACCUCAUGGUGAAACGUGGCAAGAUCGCAGGGAAGGCCAUCGGGAACCUCUUGUCCCACCAUCACUCUAACUUCACCUGUCGAUCGUUCGAUGCGGAUCUCUCCUUCGUCUCACCUCGCGAGUACGAAUUCAGUUGCAGUAACAGCCCCGCCUACCCUUUCUAUUCUUCUUCUUCAUCUUCUCAAUUCCCCUUCCACGUCAGCAAACGGAAGCACUCCCACUGCCGUUACUUCUCUUCAUUGUACCCCACGGCCACCGCCGACGAUGACUUAACGACCGUCGAUGGGGUCAAAAGAAUGUUGGAGAUGUUGAACGUCCAAGAGACAACGGAGGCGUCUCCUAUACCGUCAUCGUUCCCCGGGUUCGGAAGGAGUCCGAUGGGGAGGCAGUUAAAGAUAACGGACUCUCCGUUUCCAUUAAGGGAUGCUGACGAGGAUACCCACGUGGAUAAGGCGGCGGAGGAGUUCAUUAAGAAGUUCUAUAAGGACCUGAGGCGACAAAAUAGGAUGGCCGCCAUGGAAGCAUGA